AUGGCUGCCCAUCGGAUCAUCAGAGUGACCAACAACAACCACAUCCUCCCUCGCUGCAAGUCCGAGGGGACGCUCAUCGACCUCAGUGAAGGGGUCACCGGAGCCAGUCUCAACGAUGUCAAAGUGCCUUCUCCCAGUGCCUUAAGGCUGGACACUUCGGCCUCCUAUGGAGCUGCACAGGAGGUGGUCGCCAUAAAGGAUUAUUGCCCAAGCAGUUUUACCACGCUGAAGUUUUCCAAAGGCGAUCACCUGUAUGUGCUGGACACGUCAGGUGGAGAGUGGUGGUACGCCCACAACAACACAGAAAUGGGAUACAUCCCAGCCGCCUACGUCCAGCCGGUCAACUUCAGGAACUCUUCGCUUAGUGACAGCGGGAUGAUCGACAGUCUUGGAGAGGGCUAUGAGGACGGGUCAAAGGAGUUUGGGGGUCUUGGGGAGUGGACGGGGAUAAGCCUGAAACCCUCCACGGUUUACAACAACAGCCCGUUUUCUGUGAACCCGUUUAUCUGCCCGUUAGAUCAAAACUGCAAAGAUGUCGUUGUGAGGAACUCUGCAGAUCUUAUUGUCUUUGACGCUUUGGCAUCUCCGUCAUCCUGCUCUAACUUUAACACUGGUACAAUCAUGAGCAACGGGUUCAGCAGCUGCCAUAUGAACAACACCAACCCCACCAGUCCCAUUCAAGAGAUUGGACCUAACCUCCACAGGGAUAAUCCGUUUUUCAGGAGUAAACGCUCCCACAGUCUGUCAGAACUGUCUGUUCUGCAGGCGCAGGCAAAUCCGACCUUACCUUCUUCUGGGUUCUUUACGGGCCUAAAGGCUCCAGCGCCAGAGCAGUUUCAGAGCAGAGAGGACUUCAGGACAGCUUGGUUGAACCACAGAAAGCUCGCCAGGUCUUGCCAUGACCUUGACUCCCUGGGUCAGAGUCCCGGAUGGGGCCAGACACAGCCGGUGGAGACCAACAUCGUGUGCAGGUUGGACAGUAAUGGAGGGGUUGUUCAGCUUCCGGACACACAAAUCAGCAUACACAUCCCUGAGGGCCACGUCAGCCACGGAGACCACCAGCAGAUCUCCAUGAAAGCCUUGCUGGACCCUCCUCUGGAGCUCAACAGUGACCACUGCUCCACUGUCAGCCCCGUGGUGGAGAUCAAGCUCAGCAACAUGGAGACCAAGUCCUUCAUCACACUGGAGAUAAAGGUAUCGGUGACUGUGAAGAAAGAGAGUUGUCACUCUGCUGAAGUGCUUUGUGUUCGAAGUGACUGUAAAGAAGGGCCUUACACACCAAUCCCUAAUGCUUACAUUUACAAGGAUACAGUUCAGGUGCAGCUGGAUAGUCUUGAGCCUUGCAUGUAUGUGGCUGUUGUGAUCCAGUCGCAGUACAUCAGCCGCAAUAUGACUGUUUGGGACCACGUGCAGAGGAAAGUAACUCUGGGCGUGUAUGGACCCAAGCAUAUUCACCCUUCAUUCAAAACAGUUGUGGCCAUGUUUGGGCAUGACUGUGCACCCAAAACCUUGUUAGUAAACGAGGUUGGCCGGCAGGCUACCUCGACCCCACCAGUGGCCCUCCAACUGUGGGGGAAGCACCAGUUUGUGUUGGGAUAUCCUCAGGACCUCCAGGUCGGAUUGUACUCCAACAUGUCCAACUACCAGGUGAAGGCUAAUGAGGGCGCCGGGGUGGUUCGUGGAUUUCAGGUAAAACUGGGGAAGGUCAGCAGGCUCCUGUACAUGAUCACGUCGCACAACCCCAGCAGCAUCUCAGACUUCACUCUCAGGGUCCAGGUGAAGGACGCCCUCGACUGCAUCCUCACUCAGUUCUGCGUCCAAACCCCGCAGCCGCCGCCAAAGACUGGAGCAAGGAUUACCGGCCAGAGGAGGUUUCUGAAAAAGAAAGAGGUGGAUAAGAUUGUUCUCUCGCCACUGGCUGUCACCUCCAAAUACCCAAAGUUUCAGGAUCGGUGUAUUACAAACCUGAAAUUUGGCAAGUUGAUCAAAACGGUGAUCAGGCAGCACAAGAGUACGUAUCUAUUGGAGUACAAGAAGGGGGAUGUUAUUGCUUUACUCAGUGAGGAGAAAAUUAAACUACGAGGGCAGUUGCGGACCAAGGAGUGGUACAUUGGAUACUAUCAAGGGAAGAUGGGGCUUGUCCACGCCAAGAACGUCUUGGUUCUGGGUAAGGUCAAGCCCAUUUAUUGGUGUGGGCCGGACCUGACGACCACAAUGCUGCUGGAGCAGAUCCUGAAGCCUUGCAAGUUUCUCACGUACAUCUACGCGACCGUGAGGACGGUUUUGAUGGAGAACGUGGGUAACUGGAGGGCGUUUGCAGACGCCUUGGGGUACGGGAAUCUGCCACUGAAUUAUUUUUGUCGGACCGAGCUGGACAACGAGCCGGAGAAGGUGGCGUCGGUCCUGGAGAAGCUCAAAGAGGAGUGUACCAACAUGGAGAACAAGGAGAGGAAGUCCUUCCAGCGGGAACUCAUGAUGGCGUUGCUGAAAAUGGACUGCCAGGGUCUGGUUGCCAGGUUGGUCCUGGAUUUCGUCUUGUUGACCACGGCGGUGGAGGUGGCGUCCCGGUGGAGGGAGCUGGCCGAGAAACUGGCCCGAGUGUCCCGGCAGCAGAUGGAGGCUUAUGAAGCUCCGCACCGCGACAAGAACGGUCUGCUGGACAAUGAGUCUAUGUGGAAACCGGCCUAUGACUUCCUGCUGACGUGGGCCGCCCACGUCGGCGACAGCUACCGGGACGUGAUCCAGGAGCUCCACCUUGGUUUGGACAAGAUGAGGAACCCCAUCACCAAAAGAUGGAAGCACCUGACCGGCACGCUAAUCCUCGUCAACUGCCUCGAUACCCUCCGCAGUUCCGCCUUUUGUCCCACCGGAUAUGGAGACUUUGCCGUCUGA
Molecule: messenger RNA, 2892 nt
Organism: Stegastes partitus (bicolor damselfish)
Lineage: Eukaryota; Metazoa; Chordata; Actinopteri; Pomacentridae
Product: SH3 domain-binding protein 4-A-like
Exons: 4
Coding region: 1-2892 (963 amino acids)
Cellular component (GO): cytoplasm
Molecular function (GO): protein binding
Source: RefSeq, a predicted model, not a curated record